Rattus rattus (black rat) is the source of this 2306-nucleotide messenger RNA. It is a transcript of the gene Cln5, whose product is annotated as CLN5 intracellular trafficking protein. Gene Ontology annotation, molecular function: hydrolase activity, acting on glycosyl bonds. Gene Ontology annotation, cellular component: lysosomal membrane; lysosome. The transcript has 4 exons. The record is from RefSeq and is a predicted model, not a curated record. Gene Ontology annotation, biological process: lysosome organization. Lineage: Eukaryota; Metazoa; Chordata; Mammalia; Rodentia; Muridae. The coding region runs from base 59 to 1084 and encodes 341 amino acids.
CGCGCACGCCAGGCCGACGCCGGGGCCCGGGAGCCGCCGGGACUUUAGGGAGUCCCGGAUGCCGCGCGUGGGGCCAGGCGGAGCGCACUGGCGCCCGGCGCUCGCGCUGGCGCUGCUGGGGCUGGCGGCCACUCUGGGCGCGUCCCGGACGUCUGGGCAACGCUGGCCCGUACCCUACAAGCGCUUCUCCUUCCGUCCGAAGACAGAUCCCUUCUGUCAAGCCAAAUAUACUUUCUGUCCUACUGGCUCACCCAUCCCAGUUAUGAAGGACAGUGACGUCAUCGAAGUCUUAAGGCUACAAGCCCCUGUUUGGGAAUUUAAAUAUGGAGACCUCCUGGGACACUUUAAAAUCAUGCACGAUGCCAUUGGAUUCAGGAGUACGCUGACGGGCAAGAACUACACAAUUGAAUGGUAUGAGCUUUUCCAGCUCGGCAACUGUACAUUUCCCCACCUUCGGCCCGAAGUGAACGCUCCGUUCUGGUGUAACCAGGGGGCAGCCUGCUUCUUUGAAGGAAUUUACGAUAGACACUGGAAGGAAAACGGGACGUUGUCGCUGGUUGCAACCAUAUCUGGAAACACAUUUAACAAAGUGGCCGAGUGGGUGAAGCAGGACAAUGAGACUGGGAUUUAUUACGAGACAUGGACAGUCCGGGCCAGCCCAGGAAAAGGGGCGCAGACAUGGUUUGAAUCCUACGACUGUUCGAAUUUUGUCUUAAGGACAUAUGAGAAAUUGGCUGAAUUUGGAACAGAAUUCAAGAAGAUAGAAACAAACUAUACAAAAAUAUUUCUUUAUAGCGGAGAACCGAUUUACUUGGGAAAUGAAACGUCUAUUUUUGGGCCCAAAGGAAACAAGACCCUUGCUUUGGCCAUAAAAAAAUUUUAUGGCCCCUUCAAACGGUAUUCGUCAACCAAAGAUUUUCUGUUGAAUUUCUUGAAAAUUUUUGACACAGUGAUUAUGCACAGAGAGUUCUACCUGUUUUAUAACUUUGAGUAUUGGUUUCUACCUAUGAAACCACCCUUUGUCAAAAUAACGUACAAGGAAACCCCUUUACCUACCAGACAUACGACAUUUACCGACCUGUGACAGCCUCCCUCUGCUGCUACUCUCCAGCCACCAGCAUCACAUUCCCCCCAGGGCUGUGCCUACACUGGUGUCUUUGGUCACCUUCACCUCCUGGGGCGCCUUGUCGGAAGUACAGUACACGUCAAGACUCCCAGAAAGAAGCAGAAACCUUAAUUGUAUUGGCCAAAGUGAAUGGGUUGCAAUUACUCGAUCUCAGCCAUGGAGAUUCUUUGAUCCCAAGGUUAACAUGUUUUCUCGGGCCACCUUUUCUGUUACAGUAGUGAUAUUUCUUAGUUUGGGUUUCUUUUUUGUUUGUUUGGGUUUUUUUUGUCUCUAAAGAAUAGCUGUUUUCAUAGUAAUUACAGCCCUGGGGGUCCAGGUGAACUGCUUUCUAUUCACAUAACCUUAAAGCCUUGUUUGGACGCUAUUACUGGAGCCUGUCUACUGCCCCCUAAUAGCAUCCCUCUAGACAUGGCAAAGACAGUAGAGCUGUUGUGACAGGGGCCACCUAAUAUCUCUAGAUGUAUGUCCUUGCCUCUAAAAUGACAUUUUUCACCUACCAGGAACAUGAAGAAUGGGGGUACCUAUGUCGGCACGGGGGGGGCAUACUAAGUGCAUAGAUAAUAUCUCUUGGGACCAAAAGCACACCGACAGACUACACAUUGCUUCAGUUCUUCAGUACAAGCCGUGGACGUAUCUGGCUCCAGACACAGCUAGGUGAAGUGUUCUGACUUCCCGUGUGUGUCCUCUGGUUUUUCUCCCGCCAUCAUCACAGAGAGUACACCCUUCUGCAAAAGGCGGAAUUUCGUCAGGGACCCUUGUCAGCUCACUACGCUGCCGUUAGAGGCAUUAGACAGGCUCUCGGGGCCUGUAUUUUGAUCAGUUGAACUCGGGUUGGUUCGGUUUGUUUCCCUAUUUAACACUAGCACAAUAAUCAAAAUCUUUAAAUAUAGACAUUAUUAUAUUAUUGUUAUAGACAUAUUAUUAGGUGCCAGUUUUUAAUUGCCGCCUAACAGCUGACUGCUUCUUGAGAGGUUAGUGCACGACUGCUGAGCUGUCUUAAGAAGCCUCAAGUGUGUAAGUCAGGGCUUAGCAAGGUAAAGUGACCUGGCAUUGUGUUCUCACUCAGGGUGCACUGGGCGCCUUUCAGCCCUCUUCAGAUUGUGGCCUUAUACCGGUAUCUAUGCACCGAAUGUCACCAGCCUGUGCUGUUUCUAUUCAGUCUAAUUAAAAAACAAACAAA